CGUCGUCAUGUUUCCGCCUCAAAAAACCCCGAUUCCUUGUUUACACACUGCUACCAAAGGGGAUAGAUUCCUUGUUUACACACUGCUACCACAGGGGAGAGAGGAGGAGAGCUACCAACCAAACAAUGGAGGUUGAAGCUCAGCUGAGCAGCAACACGAGGAAGGCUCUGCUGGUUCUGAGUUGUGUGAUUCUCUCAAUUGGACACUGCGGUGGUCCCUUGGUGAUGCGCCUAUACUUCGUCCGUGGCGGCGAGAGGAUAUGGUUUUCCAGUUGGUUGGAAACGGCUGGGUGGCCCUUGAUCCUAGUCCCUCUCAUCAUCACUUACAUGCACCGCCGAACUAAGCAAGGCUCCCAUGCCAAGCUCUUCUUCAUGAAACCUCCUCUGUUCGUAGCCUCCGCUGUUAUCGGUGUCCUCACCGCCCUCGAUGACUACCUCUACGCUUAUGGCGUAGCAAAACUGCCCGUUUCAACAAUUGCUCUCAUCAUCGCAAGCCAGCUCGCUUUCACAGCAGCCUUCGCAUUCCUCUUAGUGAAACAAAAGUUCACCUCAUACUCCGUAAAUGCCAUAUUUCUCUUGAGUAUUGGUGCUGGUGUCUUGGCUCUACACACUAGCUCCGACCGCCCUGCUAAUGAGUCCAACAAAGAAUAUUACCUCGGGUUUUUCAUGACACUUGCAGCUGCAGCGCUCUAUGGUUUCAUUCUCCCCCUGGUUGAAUUAACAUACAAGAAAGCAAAGCAGGCAAUAACCUACUCACUGGUCAUGGAGAUUCAAAUGGUGAUGUGCUUCUUCGCCACCUUCUUUUGCACAGUGGGGAUGCUGGUUAAUAAUGACUUUCAGGCAAUUCCCAGAGAGGCAAAAGAAUACGAGCUUGGAGAAGCUAAAUAUUAUCUGGUGGUGGUAUGGAAUGGGAUCAUGUGGCAGUGCUUCUACUUAGGAGCAAUAGGAGUCAUCUUUUGCGCUUCAUCUUUGGUAGCCGGUAUUGUGCUUGCUGUCCUACUCCCCGUGACUGAGAUCUUGGCUGUUAUUUUCUUCCACGACAAAUUUCAAGCAGAGAAGGGGGUUUCACUUGCUCUCUCUCUUUGGGGUUUUGUUUCAUACUUCUACGGCGAGAUAAAGGAUAGCAAGAAAAAGAAGAAUCCCACUCCGGAGACGGAGCUGCCUCAAACAGUCAAUCCAUGAUAAACAAAUGUCUUUCUUUUCCCCACAGAAGAGGGGGGACAGGAUUCGCAUAUAAGCAUUUACUAGGGAAUUUAAAGAAACACUUCAUCUGUAUGUUACAGGCAGUUCAUAACCAAGACUAAAGUGGGUUUCUUUCCAGUUUUGAGAUGAAGGAAUUCCAAUAAAAUAUGGACUGUAAGGUCAAGGCGUGCUAAAUGUGAAGUCGAUACAGAGUGGGAAAAUAUGACAUAUUUUGAGACUUAAUAGUCAUAUCCAAUUUCUAUUAUCUAUAAUAUUAUAUAGUAUUAUAAAAUAAUCUCUCUCAUCCUUGGAUAUGGUUAAACUAUGUUAAAAUUUGAGUAUUCUGU
This is a messenger RNA of Vitis vinifera (wine grape), 1528 nucleotides long. RefSeq names its product purine permease 1. The transcript has 2 exons. The record is from RefSeq and is a predicted model, not a curated record. The coding region runs from base 126 to 1181 and encodes 351 amino acids. Gene Ontology annotation, molecular function: purine nucleoside transmembrane transporter activity. Gene Ontology annotation, cellular component: membrane. NCBI's taxonomy places the organism in Eukaryota, Viridiplantae, Streptophyta, Magnoliopsida, Vitales, Vitaceae.